Molecule: messenger RNA, 1623 nt
Organism: Vicia villosa (hairy vetch)
Lineage: Eukaryota; Viridiplantae; Streptophyta; Magnoliopsida; Fabales; Fabaceae
Exons: 2
Coding region: 1-1623 (540 amino acids)
Biological process (GO): telomere maintenance; DNA repair
Molecular function (GO): DNA helicase activity
Source: RefSeq, a predicted model, not a curated record
AUGCCAUAUCCCGGCUCAUAUGUCACAAGAGACAUUGGCAACCGUCUGAUUUAUGACGAACGCGAUUACAGCGUUAAUGACGAAAGAAAAAAUUUCACAGCUCUGUUCAAAGCACUCAUAGGUUAUCAUACAAAAUACUCGAUAUUAUUUGCAACUCUAUUACAUUAUUACGCUGGAAAUAAUUACGGACAUAAUUCCGUAUUUUUGAAACCAUCAUGCAAGCCGUCGAGAAACAAAGAGGGGGUGUUUUUUUUGCAUGGUUAUGGAGGUACCAGCAAGACUUUCAUGUGGAGAACACUGUCAAGUGCACUCCGUUCGGAAAGAAAAAUAUGUAUUACUGUUGCUUCAAGUGGCAUAGCUUCAUUAUUAUUACCAGGUGGAAGAACUGCCCAUUCAAAGUUCAAAAUUCCAGGGCCGACUCUUGACAACUCUACGUGCAAUAUCGACAAGAAUACAGAGCAUGCACAGUUACUUCAAGCAACUGAUGUGAUCAUUUGGGAUGAAGCACCCAUGGCACAUAAAAAUUGCUUUGAGGCAUUAGACAAAACACUUAAAGACCUCAUGAAUCAGAAUGGCCUAUCGGGAAGAAUAUUUGAAGGCAAAGUUGUUGUAUUCGGCGGAGAUUUCUGGCAGAUUCUUCCCGUUGUUCCAAGAGCUUCCCAUUCAGAUAUUGUGCAUGCAUCAAUAUUCUCAUCUUAUGUGUGGGAUCACUGCAAGGUCCUGACUCUAACCAGAAAUAUGAGGCUUAGGAAUGAUAAAGGCAAUAAGAACAGUAAUGAUAUUGCAGAAUUCUCGAAAUGGAUACUAGAUGUCGGCGAUGGUAGGCUAUCUGAACCAAACGAUGGAUUGGCCGAUAUAGAGAUCCCUCAGGAGUUACUAAUUACAAAUUUUGAAGAUCCCAUACAAGCCAUCGUUGAAAGCACGUACCCGGAUUUGUUGCAAAAUUAUACCCGUCCUGAUUAUUUGCAAGGCAAAGCAAUUCUUGCAUCAACAAUUGAAGUUGUUGACAAAAUCAACCAUUAUAUUUUGAACCUAACUCCAGGGGAAGAAAAGGAAUAUUUUAGUUUUGACGAGAUAGACAAGACCGAUGCGACAUACAGUGAAGCUUACGAAGUUCUAACACCUGAAUUUUUGAGUAAUCUAAGAACAUCCGGUCUACCAAAUCACAUUCUCAAAUUGAAGGUUGGUACACCAAUUAUGUUGAUGAGAAAUUUAGACCAAUCUCAAGGAUUGUGCAAUGGCACAAGACUUAUUGUUACAAGGUUGGCCAAUCAUGUCAUUGAAGCAAGAAUUAUUUCUGGCAAAAAUAUAGGUAACCUCUUUUACAUUCCUCGAAUGUCUAUGUCGCCUUCAGAGUCUCCUUCGCCAUUUAAGUUGAUUAGACGACAAUUUCCAAUAAUUGUCUCUUAUGCUAUGACAAUUAAUAAAUCACAAGGUCAAUCUCUUGAUACCGUCAGACUGUAUUUGCCUACUCCGGUCUUUAGUCAUGGUCAAUUAUAUGUUGCCAUAUCUAGAGUUACCAACAAAAAAGGUUUAAAUAUAUUGAUUCAUGACAACGACAAUGUUCCGCAGUCGACGACUACAAAUGUCGUGUACAAGGAAGUUUUUCAAUCACUUUAUUAA